UGCGUAAUCGAUAUAUAAUGACAAACACUAUUCCGGCAGAUCUCAUAUAAGUGAUUUACGGGAAGACUCUUGCAAUUGAUUAGCGCUAAUUGCGCAUUCCGCAAUUUUUGCUCAAUGGGACAUAUAGGAAAAUACAUCUUAGAGGAGCGGAAUUGGCGGAAUAAAGCGCCGCUAUCAAUCACGAACGUUCCGCCAUUCUGCAUCCCAUGUGAGUGCACUCUUUAAAGUAUGUUCGAGCAUGAGCAUGCGUUACGAACAAAUCAGAACAAACCUAUACAUCUCACACUAUCUACAAAUAUGUGAUGUUCUCGACAAUUCUCAGACGAUUUUGUUAAAAUAUUGAUGUUAUAUUGUCAUUAAAGUUUUUUGAAAAUUAUAUAAUUUGAGUGACAAAAGAAAAAUAUAAAUAUGCCUACAUAUGAAAUGCCGUUGUUGCUACGCGUCAUGAAAAAGCCGGAACUGGUAGCAACCUUAAAAAGAACGGCCGAGUCGAUAUUUGGUACCGGUGGUUUUAUCAGAAAAAUUGAAAAUUGUGGAGUGAAACCGCUUCCGUGCAAAACUAAUGCACAUGGACACGUUUAUCGUGAAGCAAACCAUUUUUUUAUAUAUUUUGAUGCACCGCCACAUGAAAUAGACAAAAUCACAGAUAAAUGCAAUAGAGAUAUUGAUAUCGUUAGAUCAAAAAUAUUCAAACAAAAUGAACCAUCUAAGGUGAAAUGUACGUUUCAUGAAGAAAUGUUACCACCACCUUACAGGCCUAGCGUCCAAAAACUGAUGGAGAUGACAAAAAGGCAGGAAAAGCGUAAUACACGUGAAUUUAAAUACAAUAAUGGAUUGGAUUAUUAUCCUUUUAAUAAAUAGAUAAAUAAUAUGUGUAUAGAUGUUGUAUUUCUUUUAUUGUUAUAUAUUACACAUUAUAUAUGGGUCUUGAAAUAAAAUAUUUU
Molecule: messenger RNA, 944 nt
Organism: Solenopsis invicta (red fire ant)
Lineage: Eukaryota; Metazoa; Arthropoda; Insecta; Hymenoptera; Formicidae
Gene: mRpS6
Product: probable 28S ribosomal protein S6, mitochondrial
Exons: 4
Coding region: 409-861 (150 amino acids)
Biological process (GO): translation
Cellular component (GO): ribosome; mitochondrial small ribosomal subunit
Molecular function (GO): structural constituent of ribosome; small ribosomal subunit rRNA binding
Source: RefSeq, a predicted model, not a curated record